AUGGCCACCUCAAGCCAUCUCUUCCUCAUCAUCCUCAUCACCACCGUCUCAUUCCUCACCUCCUCCGCUUCUCCUCCUCCGUAUCUCACGUCGCAAGAUCACCAACACGCCGACAGAAUCAUCGAAGCAAUGAUCGGAGCCGGAGAUUUCCGUGACUGGGCCGCCGAUUUCCUCUCCUCCGUCGACGAUCAGUUCGGUAUCCCUCUCUCCGCCACCAUUUUCAUCCCAAGCGAUUUCGACUCCGCCGACGUCUCCUCCUCUGCUUCCUCCUCCACCGGAGACAAUGCUAAUAACCCGCUUCGUCUCUCCGUCGCUUACCACAUCGUACCUCAACGUCUCUCGUUCAGUGAUCUCCGUCUCUUGAAACCACUCUCUCGUCUCCCCACUCUUCUCCCCGGGAACUCAAUCGUCGUCACUAACAACUCUGUUUCCGGUUACACCCUCGACGGCGUUCUUGUCUCUGAACCGGAUCUUUUCAUCUCUUCUUCUAUCGCUCUUCACGGUGUUGCUUCCACGCUUGAUUACUCACGUUACGGCGAUUUAGGUGACGGUGAUACUGCUUUCGCUGAUAGUCUCCGUCCUCGACGUUCUCGUCGCCGCCGUCGUCACCAGCAUGGUGGUUUUGGACCUCUUGGUGGUAACGACGAUAAUGGUGACGGUGAUGAUACCAAUCAAACCUCGGUUUCGUUUUUCACUGUACCUUACUCAUCAGCUGGCUCGUUCUUGGUUCCAUUGGCGGCUCUGGCUUUGUUCUGACUCUAUGUUCCGGUGACGUUUUCCGGCGUACAACCGUCAAGAUUCAACUAACGGCGGGAAAAAUAUAGUUCUUUUUGGUUACUUUCAAGAUUUUUUUAGACUAA
Molecule: messenger RNA, 860 nt
Organism: Camelina sativa (false flax)
Lineage: Eukaryota; Viridiplantae; Streptophyta; Magnoliopsida; Brassicales; Brassicaceae
Product: FAS1 domain-containing protein SELMODRAFT_448915-like
Source: RefSeq, a predicted model, not a curated record